CUCAAACUCUGUCCGCAGCCGGACGUCUCCUCGGCGCGUUUGGAGGCCUAGGCCUGUGGACCGGCCGAGGUCUACGAUGAGCCAAGUUCUGUUCCAGCAAAUCGUCCCCUUGCAGGUGAAAUGCAAAGACUGCGAGGAGAGGAGAAUGAGUGUGAGAGUGAGCAUUGAGCUGCAAUCAGUUUCUAAUCCAGUUCAUAGAAAGGAUUUAGUUAUUCGACUGACUGAUGAUACAGAUCCAUUUUUCCUUUAUAAUCUUGUUAUAUCUGAAGAUGAUUUUCAAAGUUUAAAAUUCCAACAAGGUCUUCUGGUAGACUUCUUAGCUUUCCCACAAAAGUUUAUAGAUCUUCUUCAACAAUGUACUCAAGAACAUGCCAAAGAAAUUCCAAGGUUUUUGCUGCAGUUAGUUUCUCCAGCAGCUAUUUUGGAUAACUCAGCUGUAUUUUUAAAUGUGGUAGAGACAAAUCCUUUUAAACAUCUUACACACCUGUCACUAAAACUCUUACCUGGAAAUGAUGUAGAGAUAAAGAAGUUUCUAGCAUGCUGUUUGAAAUGUAGCAAGGAAGAAAAAUUAUCAUUGGCACAAUCAUUAGACGAUGUUACUAGGCAACUGAACUCAACACAAAAGACAUUGUCAGAAAAAAUACAAGAAUUAGAGAAGUUACGGAAUGAAUGGGCCUCACACACGGCGUCAUUGACAAAUAAGCAUUCUCAGGAACUGACGAAUGAGAAGGAAAAAGCCUUACAGGCACAGGUUCAAUAUCAACAGCAGCAUGAACAGCAGAAAAAAGAUUUAGAAAUCCUCCAUCAACAAAACGUCCACCAGCUACAGAACAGAUUAUCUGACUUAGAAGCAGCUAAUAAAGAGUUAACUGAAAGGAAAUAUAAAGGAGACUCUACUGUUAGAGAACUUAAAGCAAAGCUUUCUGCUGUUGAAGAGGAGCUGCAACGAACUAAGCAAGAAGUUCUCUCUUUGCGAAGAGAGAAUUCUACCCUAGAUGCUGAAUGCCAUGAAAAAGAAAAGCAUAUUAAUCAGCUGCAAACAAAAGUGGCAGUUUUAGAGCAGGAAAUCAAGGAUAAAGACCAACUUGUUUUAAGAACAAAAGAGGCAUUUGACACAAUGCAGGAACAAAAGGUGGCCUUAGAAGAAAGUGGUGAGAAAAAUCAGGUACAGCUGGGAAAACUUGAAGCUACAAUAAAAUCACUGUCAACAGAACUUCUGAAGGCAAAUGAGAUUAUUAAGAAGUUACAAGGGGAUCUGAAAACUCUAAUGGGUAAGUUGAAACUGAAGAAUACAGUUACUAUUCAGCAAGAAAAACUCUUGGCUGAGAAGGAGGAAAAAUUACAAAAGGAACAGAAGGAAUUACAAGAUGUUGGACAAUCUCUCCGAGUUAAAGAGCAAGAGGUAUGCAAAUUACAAGAACAAUUAGAAGCUACAGUUCAAAAACUUGAAGAAAGUAAGCAGCUUUUAAAAAAUAAUGAAAAAUUAAUCACAUGGUUAAAUAAAGAGCUAAAUGAAAAUCAGCUAGUGAGAAAGCCAGAUGUAUCAGGACCUUCCACCACUCCAUCUGCACAUGCCAGCAGCAGCACAAUCAGAAGUGGAAUUUCCCCUAAUGUGAAUGUGGUUGAUAGUAGACUGAAUUAUCCUGGCUGUGGUAUUGGUUAUCCUGUCUCCUCUGCAUUUGCAUUCCAGAAUACCUUUCCUCAUCCCAUAGCUACCAAAAACACCAUCCACCCAGUUUCAGGACCAAAGGUUCAGUUUAACUUGCAGUUUACAAAACCAGAUGCUCAGUCAGGAACAACUAGUACCAUGCCUGGCUCAACAGAUAAGGAAAAUGGUGAAAAUUUAGGGCUGGAAUCUAAAUACUUGAAGAAAAGAGAAGAUAGCAUUCCUUUACGUGGACUCAGCCAGAAUCUACUUAGUAAUGCAGAACAUCAGAAAGAUGGCACAUUAGGGGCAUUACAGACGUCUUCUAAACCCACGGUGCUCCCCUCCACAUCUGCCUAUUUUCCUGGGCAGUUACCCAGCAGUUAAUCCUGGCCUCACCGGCUGUUUUGUACUGACACUUCAGAAACUCAGGUGGUUUAAAAAUUAUGUUUAACCUAAGUCAAAUCUUAACUAAGCAAGUUUCAAAUUUUACUUGAGCUACCUACUGUUUGGCCAACAUAUAAUUCUGCUGCUGUUAUGGCAGCUAUUUUAUCGCCACAAAUUUGUACUUGGGAUUGGCAUAGAUUCUAAGUCAAUACUUUUAUUUUUAUUUUUUUGGUUUGUGAACAUGUUCUAUAAAGUAAUAUGAAUUUUAUUAAGUUUUCAGAAAUUAAGUUCUAAGAAAGGAAUUGUUAUAAUUGACAUUCUAAUCAUAUUACAAAAUUGAGUUAAUUGAAUCUGGCCAGAGAGUAUGAGAGGAAGAACUGAUAUUUAUGUGAAAGGAAAAUACUUUGAAAUGAGUAAAAUAAAGUUUUCACCAUCACAAACAAAAAUGACUUUUUUUCAAAAACAGUUAAAUUAGCUAUUGUCUAUAAAAUAUAUAAAUUUUUUUUUCCUUUUUGUUAGUACUGGGGCUUGAACU
Dipodomys spectabilis (banner-tailed kangaroo rat) is the source of this 2567-nucleotide messenger RNA. RefSeq names its product SAS-6 centriolar assembly protein (gene Sass6). Gene Ontology annotation, cellular component: centriole; centrosome. The coding region runs from base 77 to 2032 and encodes 651 amino acids. The record is from RefSeq and is a predicted model, not a curated record. The transcript has 17 exons. Gene Ontology annotation, biological process: centriole replication. Lineage: Eukaryota; Metazoa; Chordata; Mammalia; Rodentia; Heteromyidae.